Molecule: messenger RNA, 5753 nt
Organism: Spirometra erinaceieuropaei
Lineage: Eukaryota; Metazoa; Platyhelminthes; Cestoda; Diphyllobothriidea; Diphyllobothriidae
Source: the annotation of a GenBank genome assembly
AUGGUCAUCGCCCUUGCCAUCCGGAAAGACAUAGUGGUACGACUGUCUUGUCUGCCGCAGGACAUAAACGAUUACCUGACGAGUCUCCACCUGCCUCUUCGUGGAUCAAACUUCGCCACAAUCAUCAGCGCCUACGCCUCAACAAUGACCGAUUCAGACGAGGCGAAGAUGAAGUUCUACGAAAACUUGAACACCCUCCUGGCAUCUGUGUCGAGGGCAGUUAGACUGAUUGUCCUCGGUGACUUCAACGCUUGCGUCGGCACAGACCAUGCUGCCUGGAGAGGAGUGCUGGGUGCCCAUGAUUUCGGUGGUUUUAAUGAGAAUGGCAUGCUUCUCCCGCGAACCUGCGCAGAUCACUGUCCCAUCCCGACCAACACACUAUUCCACCCUCCGACGCGUGAGAAUACGAGCUGGAUGCACCCUCGGUCGCUGAAAUGACACCUGCUGGGCUAUGUUCUCAUCAGGAGGCGAAGCCAGCAGGGCGUGCUGGUGACAAAGGCGAUCCCGGAUGCAGACGGAUUAACUGACCAUUGCCUCGUCAUCUCCAAGAUAAGGAUCCGCCUACAGCCACUCACGCGACCUCAAGGUAAGCGACUACUGCGCCAGUUGAAUACUAGAGCUACUAGUAUGGUAUCUUCUAAUGUUAGAAUAUACUACUAGCUGCCCGUCAGUAGUUAAUGAAUAUUACGCGGUUAUGCCGCUGUGGCUGAUGGACUUCGGCCCAAACAUUCAUGCAUCAGAUUUCGGUCUGCGCCCAUAGACCACAGACUUUUGCAUAAACUCGCCUGUUCGCUUCUAGUAGCAAUCUUUUUGGUCGCGAAGCUCUCUGAUAGCCCAACGGUGGGAAACCUUUGCCCUUCGAGAGUCGUCUACAUAUGCACAGAUUCGAUUUCUGCACAGGUGUCUCGACAACAAUGUGCUGCCGAAGCGUGUUUCAUACAAACCUCCUGUUAACACAGAGCUGGCGAGACACGCAGUACUUCAGCAUGGCCGACGAAUGAUUCGAGUGCUCCUUCAGACGUGCUUUCCAAGGUCGGCCGCGAUGCACUUAAGGAACUCAGGGCCAAGAACGACCUCAGUAUCGUGCAUGCGGGCAUGGGGCGUUCCACAGUCGUUUUGGACAGGACAGACUACGAUCAGAAAGCCAAAAGUUGAUUGGAGGAUCGUCAGUCCUAUGUCCCAUACAAACCCAACCCCAUAAAAACGUUAACACGCGAGAUUAACGCGACACUGUUGGCAAUGGAGAACUCAAGUGCAAUAUCGCCAAUCGACCGACGCAUGGCGAGAGCGCAAGAAACGGCCCUGGCCCGAUUCUACGGUCUCCAAAAAGUACGCAAAGAGGGCGCUUCUCUCCAGCCUAUCGUAUCACUAAACGGCACUCCAAUCUACGGACUGGAAAAGUGGCUGUUUUGGUCGUCUUAAGUUUCUGACUUCCGAUUUGAACAUCACAGUCAGCCCGUCUACACGAUUCUUGGAGAAACUUAAAGGACUAAGCCCCCUGCCAAGCAAUGUCAUGAUUUCCUUUGAUGUCAAGUCCAUUUUUACUUUUAUCCCGCAGGACCUGGCAGUCGAGAUCAUCGAACUACUCCUACGAGAGUAAUACGACGAAACGGAGAAUCGCCUUGGACACGUCCAAAUCAUGCAGCUCCUGAAGUUCUGUCUCAAGACGUACUUUACGUUCGACGAAACAAUCUACGAGCAGGUGAAGGAAACGCCAAUGGGUUCGCUGAUUUCGGGACCCAUAGUCGAGGCAGUCCUACAACGGUUGGAGUCGCUGGUUUCCCGACACCAAAGACCGUAAUUCUGGCCUCGGUAUGUACCGUCAUGGAUCAGGUGCUGACAUUCAAAGAAUACUUCAACGUUGUCUCCCCGGACAUUUAAUUUAUGAUGGAGGAGGAAGAAAACAGCCAUCUGGCCUUUCUGGAUGUCCUCAUCUGUCGCAAAGAUUGUGGUGGCAUAAAAACCAAAAUGUUCAGGAAAGCGACAAAUGGGACGCAAAUACUGAACUUCAACAGCAACCACCCGAUCAGUCACAAACGCAGUUGCGUAAGGGCGCUAUACCGGCGCGUUGAGACGGACUGCAGUGAAGUAAGAGACAAGGUUGCUGAAUUACAAUAUCUUCGACGGGUACUGAGAGCCAAUGGCUAUCAGCGCAACUUUGUCAACCAUUGCAUACAAAAACGACACCAGAGACCAAAUCCAACAGCCCCCAAAUUUUGGCGGGCUCUUCCGUACGUGAAGAACGUUUCGGAAGCCGUCAGUCGUCUUCUAACUCCACUUGGAGUUGGGGUUGCACACAGACCGGAAGCAGACAUCAGGCGCCAGGCCAUGAGGCCGAAAGACCCACUUCCACGGCAGGAAACGUCUGGAGUCCUUUACCGGAUCUGGUGCAAUUGCGGACGAAGCAACUACGUCGGAGAAACUAGGAGAUUACUCCAUACGCGUAUGGCCAAGCAAACAGCAGCAAUGAGGCGGGGAGACGUUAGCUCUCAGGUGGCGGCUCAUUCCACGGGACCCGGUCAUAUUUUCAAGUUUCAAGAGGCCGAAAUCCUCGCAUGGGGUGACAACCGCGUGAGCCGCGAGCUGCUCGAGUCAUGGUUCUCAGGCCCACAAGCCAUCAACAAGCUCAAUGACCUCCCGUUGCCAUAUUUCGUGCUGAGAUAUUCCUUGAGCAGGGGAAUCAGUCACGUGGGGAGGGGGCGGGUGAGCCACUAUCCCAGUGACAGUGAGCAAAUUUGCCGAGCAAUCGUCACGCCAGAAUGACCAUUAACGACUCGGACGCGGACUGACAAGCCACUAUCGCAUCAAUUACGACCCCCGCGGCAAUUUCGAGAGCUGUUAAUUACAGUACACAUAUGGUCCUACGUGCUUUAAAUACUGCGCUCCUCUUCUGAACUGUCACCUUGAACUCGCCUGUUCGCUCCUAACAGUGAUCUACUCCAAGUUAGCAGUCAACUUCCUGGGAGAUUAAAGAACAACGAUUCCUAAACGGGAGUAUCUAUCAGAUAGUACGCGGAGAGUGCUGGGGGGCCCACUGAAGAGCCAAAUCCCUCGCAGUUGUACCAUGCAGCGGCAGAAUAUCGGCGAAACACGAGGAGCUGGCCAUUUAGCUAGUACCUGUGCUGUUAAUAUGGUAUCUUCUAACGCCAAAAGCUGAAUACUGUUUUGUCGAAUGUGCCUGUUCACCAUCCUCAUCUCAGCAACGAGCUGGCCUGCCGGCUAGCCAACCUUAUCGUCGCCGCCGGCGAGGUCGCCUCUGUGAGGAAUCGAUGGUGUCAGCUGAGGGAUAUGAUCCAGUCAACCGUCCUGGAUCUCCUAUACCGUGCUCGUCGUCAGCACUAGGACAGGUUCGGAGACAACGACGUCGCUAUCAGCCACUUACUUUCUGAGAAGAACCGGCUGCAAAAUGCCUAUUUCGACCGCCCCACCGACGACAACAGAGCAGCAUACUACCGUAGGCACCACCUUGUGCAGCAGGCCAGAACGGCUAGCAAUACCGAGGAGAUCCAAAGAUACGCGGACUGCAACAAGUGGAAGAACUCCUCCGCGAUCAAGACAUCUACGGUUCCACAGCCAAAGGAACCCCUUCUCUUCUCAGCACCGAUGGAACUACCCUUCUCACCGAGAAGUCGCAAAUUCUGAAGUUAUGGGUCGGGCAAUUCAGAAGCGUCCUUAACGGCCUUUCUACCAUCUCCGACACUACCAUCGACCCAAGUGGAGAUCAACGCCGACUCCGACCUCCCCUCUCUCCACGAAGCAAUCAGAGCCGUGCAGCAACCCUUCAGUGGGAAAGCCCCUGGAUCAGAUGCGAUUCCUGCUAAAAUCUACAAUCACGGCGCUCUUCAACUCACGAAUCACCUAACAGCGUUCUUCUAGGAGGUAUGGCGCCAAGGAAAAGUCCCACAGAAUUUCAAAAACGCCGCAGUCGUCCAUCUCUAGAAGCGGGAAGUGAAUCGACAAAUCCGUGACAACCACAGCGCAAUCCCGCUCCCCAAUAUCGCCAGAAAAAUUUUCCUUCCCUUUCUCAUAAAUAUCCUUAGCAGUCAACUGGCCAGUACGGCCUCCACAAUCAUCGCUGCACCACUAACAUGAUCUUCGCAUUCCGCCAGCUGAAGCAAUGUCAGGAGAUGCGGAUUCACCUCUACUCUAUCCUCUCGAAUCUGGGUCAGGCCUUUGACACGGUGAAUCGCGAAGGACUGUGGAAAAUUAUGCAAAAAACUUGACUGUCCCGGGUGAUUUACUUAGGUGGUACUUUAGCUCCGCGAUGACAUGACGGCGCCAAUCACGGACAACGGAACUGUCUCAGCGACAUUUGCGUUGCCCAGCGAAGUGGAGCAGGACUGCGUCCUCGAUCCAACCCUCUUGAGUCUCAUGUUUUCUGCCGUGCAAAUGGGCUCCUGCGUGACGAACUCCCCGGGAUCUGUCUAGCCGGCAGGAUAGACGCAAACUCCGCAAUUGUCGGUGAAUGUACCUCCAGUCGCGUGCAUACGCAGCAUCCAUGCACGGACUUUUCUUCAUUGAAAGCUGCGCACUUAACAAUUCUAUCAACGAAGAGAUAAAACUGAGCAUGGAUCUCUUCAUUUCCGACUGCGUCCGCUUGAAAUGACCAUCAACACGGACAACAGAGUGGUCAUGCGUCAACAGCUACCGAACGCGUCCACUUCAACGGCACCGAACUGAAGACGGUCGGCAACAUCAACUACAUGGGCAGCAAAAUGUCACACUGCAUUCGAAUCGAUGACAAAGUGGCCCCCUGGAUCGCCAGAAUCAGAUAAUUCUUCUAGUGGCUGCAAGACCUUGUGUGGAAUUGCCACGGUUUUUAAAUGAACACCAAACUGAAGGUGCACAAGGCCGUCGUCCUGACGACACUUUUGUAUGGGCCGUCUACUCCGGCCAUGCCAGGAAUUUCAGCCACUUCCAUAUCACCUGCCUGUGUGGAUUACUAAAUCUGAGAUGGCAGUACCGGGUCCCAAAUACGGAAAUGCCGGAACAGACAGGAAUCCUCAGCAUCCACGUUAUGCUGAGACAACUGCAGCUGGGUUGGAGCGUCCACCUAAUGAGAAUGGACGACGAGCGACCACCCAAAAGACUGUUUCAUGGAGAUGUCGCCAAGGGUACUCGUCGACAAGGUAGAAAGGACGACGAUAAUAGGACACUGUUAAGAAAUCGCUGAAACAACUGCAGAUAAACCGAGAGACCUUAGAGGACCUCGGCCAGAACAAACCGUCCUGGAAAAGAGGAGUGAAGACCAGUGGCUAUCUACGAAACAAACCACGUUAUAGUCCUCAGAGACAAAAUGGAGGCCCGCAAGUCACAAAUCCCUUAACUCCCAAAUGCCGACAGUCCGUUGUUUCCAACAUACCUGAGCUGCAUAAGCACCUUCCGCAGCGAAUCGGCCUCGUAAGAUACCUUCGGACGCCAUGCACCAAAAACCUGGCAUCGCCAAUUUCUCUUCCACUCUCGUCCCUGCCGCAAACCGCGCGAUUACGAGCAUUCCUGUCACUUACGAUCAUACCGUCGUCUCCCCGCCGCCGCCAAUCACAGACAUCAUUCGUCCCGCCUCAACCUCUGCGGCGACCAGCUUCGCCAAUACCACGAUAUCUCGCACUCCCCAGGCCGAUGAAAUGACGUCCGACGUCCCAUCAUCUGCUACCAUCACCACCAGCAUCCCCAUUACCAGCGAUGUGGACUCGGUCCCAGCCUUUCCUCAUUGCGAUCGCACAUUCACAUCCCAACAUCGGUCUGAUCGGUAA